CUUACAUGUAAUAAACAAAUAUGCCGUUUCGCCAACAUCAAUCACCGCGUUAAGAACACCGGAGAAGCGCAAAUAACCUGGAGGUUCCAAACGAGGGAAAAGAGGUUUUUAUUUUGAAACGCGAGCCCCUCUGUACACCGGAAGUAGAACUUUACCUAAUCCCUAUUGCGGCUCACUUCCCACGGCGCAAGUCCCAUUACGGCUUUAUGUUUUCCCACAAAAUAGCAAACACCCACAGGCGCAUAUUUGGCAAACGCGAUGAUUUAAGUUUUGUUGAAGCUGCCUUUCAUAUGUAUAUUUUUGCAUAGAUAUUUUGAAACGGGGGGCAAGAUGUCGAGUUUAGUUACCUUUCAGGCACAAUUAGCCUCCAUCAUGGAUGUGUUAGUGCGAUCAGCCGUAGCAGAAUUGAGUAAACUUGGCUCUGCGGUGCUGCGAUUGGAAAUGUCUCCUGGUGAGCAGGAGGAUCAUGAUGAUGAUGAAGAGCUCGAGAAGAAGAAGGCGCCGUUUCCGAUCGAGCAGAGGACGACACAGCUGGCCUCCAUCAUGGCAACGCUGGCCAAAGCAGCAGUGGCGGAAAUUAGCAAACUUGCAGAUGAUGGCUUCGCCGUCUUGCGUUUGGAAAUGUCCCGGAAUAAAAAAGAGAACGAAGGCCUUAAGAGGAAAAUAGAGUUGAUGGAGAGCGAGCUGAGGACGGCAGGAAGACAUGGAGAGAGUGCUGUCGCCAGUCGCUCUGUCGGAGUUCAGGUCGGAUAUAGUCUGGAGGACUAUGAGAGCGGAGGGGCACAUUCUCCAGGGCGAGAAGGGGUGCCUCUAAAAGGGUGGAGAAACAGGGUCUGGAUCGACGGAGAGACCAUAGCUGUGAAACUGGAAGGUGGUCCAUUGCAAUGUGAUGCUGUCAGUGAUGAGUCUGCAGAUGUGGAAGAUGACAGGCCUGAAAUAAUGAUGAUAAAGGAAGAGAAUCUGGAAGAGGAUUUGUGGAGCAGUCAGCUUCACGACAGAGAGAAGAGAAAUGUGGAAUUUGCUGAUGCGGGACACAGACCCAUCUUUGACCAACUCUACGAAGACGAUAUUGACGCAGAGACCGCGGCAGCUAAAAACCCCGAAAAAUGGGACAUCCUCCCUUCUUCUGAGUACGACCUGGGUGGUCGGGAGAAGGAUGGACCUACCCUGAGUAGGAAUACUUACAGUACACAGAGUCACGUGUUUGCCGAACAGUCGAUCGAACAGUUCAUCUGCUCGCAUUGCGGGAAAAGUUUUGAUUGUUUCAGUGCCUAUGAGACGCACCAGCAGAUACACUCAGGGGAGAAACCGUAUAGCUGUGAUAAGUGUGGGGAAAGUUUCUCUAACCUAAGUAACCUGAAAAGACACGAACGGAAUUUUCACAGCGGAAAAGUAACGCUUGAUGGAUCGGCUUAUGAUCGGUUCGACACAAAGAAAUCCCACAUUAGUAUACCCCACAGGCUCCUCCCUGGGGAGAAACCGUUUGGCUGUACGCUGUGCGACAAGAGCUUUAGCAAGCCGAGCCUUCUGAAGAAACACCAAGUUGUGCACACUGGGGAGAAACCGUACAGCUGUGAUAUCUGUGGGAAGAGUUUCUCUUACAUGUAUAGUCUAAAAUCACACCAGAUCACUCACAGCGGGGAGAAACCAUUCACCUGCUUGCAGUGUGGCACCAGUUUCACCAAAAAGACUUACCUCGAGACACACCAGAACACACACACUGGACAGAAACCAUUCAGCUGCCCGCACUGCGGCAAGCGCUUCUCCCAGAAAAGCAACCUUAAAGCUCACAUAAGAGUCCACACGGGAGAGAAGCCGUUUCGGUGCGAUGAGUGCGGCGAGUGCUUCAUUCACGCAAACAGUCUGAAAACACACAAGCAGCUUCACACCGGAGAGAAACCGUAUAGCUGUGACAUUUGCGGGAAGAGCUUCAGUCGAGCGACUCACGUCAAAAUACACCAGCGCAUUCAUACGGGGGACAAGCCGUACAGCUGUACCACAUGCGGGAAGAGUUUCAGUCAGAAAGGUUACCUGAAAACACAUCAGAUCUUUCACUCCGGAAUAAAGGACUUCAAGUGUCUGGUGUGCACAAAGAGUUUCAGCCAAGCGAGCUGCCUCAAAAAACAUCAGCGAGUUCACACAGGGGAGAAACCCUUCGGUUGUGAUAAAUGUGGGAAGUGUUUCUCUUAUCUCAAGUCUCUUAAGGACCACAAGUGUAUGUAUUUGAAAUAGACCGUUUGGAUAUACGCAACUGUAAACCUGUGUUUAUUGUACUGUGAAGGUCCUAGUAAAUUCAGAAGGGUGAUGCGUAGAAUGUCGGAGGAGUUUCCUCUUUUUUGCAGGAUUUUCUUUUCUUUUUUUUUUCGGAUUUAACGUGGCUUCUUACGGGACUCGUCUGACAAGGCUAAUUCGUCAUAUGAUGAAGAAUUCUGCCUAGUACUUUAAGUGCCAUUCUUGUAUAUUGGUUUACAUUUCUAACUGUAUCAUACCACAGAAUACCGAUAAAUGUUUGUUAUUGUUUAACCAUUGUCCUAACCGGCGGGUUUAUGGAAUGGUUAAGAUAUUUGAUUGAGUACCUUGAGGCUCAAGUUGAAUACUUCUAAUGGUAGGAGCCUACAGUGAAACUGAAAUAAAGACGAAAACCUGCAAUACAUGGAUCACGUAAGAAUUCAAACCUGUGAACUUCUUAUAUGGAGGAAACUCCAUCGACGGCAACAUACCUUUUCAGUUAAGAGUUUCGCGGACAUUGCGCCGCUGCACGGUGCGUUUUUGUCCUGUUAUUCCAAAAAGUUUUUCACAAGCUAUGGGUGGGAAUUUGGCUUUUCGCUGGUUCCUGGGCUUCAAGUCGGCAGUGACAUCGCUGCUCGAGAGCAUUCAGUUUCUCGUAGCUCAAGCGUUGCUUUGCGGUUCCCUCCGGGCCGUCGACCUACUGGAAGGAAAAUUCGAUCUACAGCUCAAAGUCAAGGAGCUUGAAAUAAAUUUUCUUGAGCGUUUGUUC
Messenger RNA from Scleropages formosus (Asian bonytongue), 2998 nucleotides. Its product is annotated as zinc finger protein 883-like. The transcript is spliced from 5 exons. The record is from RefSeq and is a predicted model, not a curated record. The coding region runs from base 331 to 2232 and encodes 633 amino acids. Lineage: Eukaryota; Metazoa; Chordata; Actinopteri; Osteoglossiformes; Osteoglossidae.